AAUGGUUUCGAGCAAAGAUGGCAGCGGAGACUGGCAAAGUUCGAGACUUGGAUAUGUACGUUUAACGAAUAAAAUAUCUUAAGAAGCGAUGGGUAGCUUGUUUUCCAGAGUAUGGAUUCAAACAUCCAAUUUGCCCAGUCUACCUUUCGUUGAGCAAUUAUCAACAAAUGUAAUAAGAAUCUUAGGUUGCAAUCCAGGUCCAAUGACGUUACAGGGAACAAAUACUUAUCUUAUUGGCACUGGGAUACGUCGAAUUCUCAUUGACACUGGCGAUGCUGCCACAUCAGGAGAAUACAUCAAAAAUCUUAAAGAUACAUUGGAAAAUUACCAUGUAGUAUUGCAGAAUAUUAUCAUAACUCAUUGGCAUCCUGAUCAUGCUGGUGGGAUCAGUGAAGUUCUCAAGAAUUGCCCCUGUGAUGAUGAUCUUAAGAUCCUAAAACAUCCUCGAGUACCCUAUGAAGAUGAGGUUAUCCCUUAUUGUGGUAAAAAGUACACAUAUAUCAAUGAUGGAGAGGUUGUGGAGACAGAGGGGGCCACUUUGCAAGUCAUUCACACACCAGGUCACACUACGGACCACCUAGUGUUAAUGCUUCAAGAAUCAAAGACACUAUUUGCUGGAGAUUGUGUUCUAGGUCAUGGAACAGCUGUUUUUGAAGAUCUAUAUGACUACAUGAAUUCUUUGGAAAAAAUAGCCUCUUUGAAGUGUAAUGUACUAUACCCUGCACAUGGUGCUGUGGUUAACAACCCAACAGAGAAGUUGAAUGAAUAUAUUGCCCAUAGGAAGCAGAGAGAAAAAGAAAUCUUAGAUGCAUUGAAUGAUAACAAAAACCAAGCCCUAACUUCAAUGGAAAUAGUGAAGAAAGUUUAUACAGAGACGCCAUUUUAUCUACAUCGAGCUGCCGAAAAGAAUGUUCAUCAACAUUUACAAAAACUUGAAAAAGAAGGGAAAAUUUUGAAAAUGUCGACAAAUGAAAAUUCAAGUAAAAUUCAAUGGAUAAGUCGUCUGUAACAAUUACUAACCAUGAAUAAUUAGAGAUAAUUGACAGUGAAAAUGGCGUCUUUAAAAAAAUAAAAUUUAACUAAAGCUAUCUUCAGAGGUAAAUAUAAUUGCACACACUAGGUCGUCCGUCUAUGGGAUGUUUGAGUGUGUAAUCUUACACUUUACUCGAAGGUAACAUUUCGUGUUUUAUAUACGCUAAAUAGUGCAAUUAUAACAUCAUCUUUUGUAUCCAA
Messenger RNA from Xenia sp. Carnegie-2017, 1233 nucleotides. Its product is annotated as endoribonuclease LACTB2-like. The record is from RefSeq and is a predicted model, not a curated record. Lineage: Eukaryota; Metazoa; Cnidaria; Anthozoa; Malacalcyonacea; Xeniidae. Gene Ontology annotation, molecular function: single-stranded RNA binding; RNA endonuclease activity. Bases 89 to 1009 code for a protein of 306 amino acids. The transcript has 7 exons. Gene Ontology annotation, cellular component: mitochondrial matrix.